CGCCCACGUGUGCUUUUCGCCGCCCUCUACUGGCUGAAGGCCCCGCCCGUCUACUUGGCGCUACCCGGCCGUGAUUAAUUACCUCAGGUUUGGACUGGUCCCAUGUAAGGUCAUAAGGAACCUUGUCUCUUUAAGAUGCCGGAUGUUUAGGUUUCCAGAGCCAUCUUAUUUUACUUCCUGUACUUGGACCUCCCUUUUCUCAGAGAGAUGAUGGUGGCUUGUCUGUUGUUUGUUCUCAUGUGGGCUUUAAUGGCAGGUGCCGAACUUCGCUUUGCCUCCUAUUUUGCUGACCACAUGGUAUUGCAGAAGGGCCCGGCUUGUGCAGUUUUAUGGGGCUAUGGAGAUCCUGGCGCAAACUUAACGGUGAAGGUUUACCAGGGUGAACAUACUGUUAUGAAACAAACGGUACAGGCUGACGAAGUCCUUCGGAUCUGGAAAGCAGUCUUGAGUCCCAUGGCCCAGGGCGGUCCUUAUUCCAUAGAAGUAUAUCAGUUCUAUAAAGAAGAAGUGACCAACAUUACGCUGCAGGAUGUCUAUUUUGGAGAUGUCUGGCUUUGCAGUGGGCAAAGUAACAUGGAGAUGACGGUUUCUCAGAUAUUCAAUGCCAGCAAGGAGCUUGCAGAGGCUUCACGUUUUCCAUAUGUGCGAGUGUUCGCAGCCUCUCUUGCUCAGUCCGAAGAGGAACUUCUGGAUCUUCCCGGUAUUGAUUUGCAGUGGUCUGUGCCGACAGCUGAAAACUUGGGCCAUGGAGACUUCAGUUACUUCUCUGCUGUAUGCUGGCUGUUUGGACGCUAUUUGUAUGAGAUGCUGCAGUACCCCAUAGGACUGGUCGAGUCCUCCUGGGGAGGGACACCAAUUGAGGCCUGGUCCUCGCAGAAGGCACUGCGCAGCUGUGGGCUCUCGGAGGACCAUAGAAGAGUCCCUGUCUCCUAUCCUAAUUCUGGCCCUAAAGCGUUCUCUGUGCUCUGGAAUGCAAUGAUCCACCCUCUUCUCAACAUGACCCUCCAAGGUGUUAUUUGGUAUCAAGGUGAAGCAAACACUUUAAUGGACACUGAUCUGUACAACUGUACAUUCCCAGCGCUCAUUGAAGAUUGGCGGAAAGCUUUCCAUGACGGGUCGGUUGGGCAAACGGAGCAGUCCUUUCCCUUUGGCUUUGUCCAGGUAUCUACAUAUCACCGAGUAGGUGUUGAUGACAGCUUUCCACGUAUUCGAUGGCAUCAAACAGCAGACUACGGUUAUGUCCCUAAUAAGAAAAUGCCAAAUACUUUUAUGGCUGUCGCCCUAGAUCUCUGUGAUGCUUCUUCUCCCUAUGGGAGUAUCCAUCCCCGCGAUAAACAGAGUGUGGCCUAUAGAUUGCACCUUGGUGCUCUGGCAGUGGCUUACGGAAAGGACAACUUGACCUUCCAAGGCCCAUUCCCUCAGCAAGUGCAAGUGGAUGUAGCCCUUAAGCUUCUGAAUGUUACCUACAACCAGAAUAUCCAGCUUCAUCAUAUGGACAGCAAGAUAUUUGAGGUAUGUUGCUCUGACCUAGCACUGUGUAAGUGGAAACCAAUACCUAUCAGAACUGCCUCCUUCCGCACAGUGACUCUACACAACCUUGUUUGCCCCCAAACAGUAACUGGCCUGCGCUAUGCAUGGACUGAGUGGCCUUGUGAAUACAAACAGUGUCCCCUUUACAACAUCCAUUCACUGCCUGCCCCUCCAUUCAUUUCAUUUUCUCACAAUAGCCCUGUUUGGGUUGUGUCAUGAAUGCUAGUAAGUGGUACUAGGCUAACAAGUUCUUAUUUUGUUCCCAUCCAUCACGAUAAAAAGAAGGCCGACUGAUCUAUGCAGGAUCCCUAUACCCUACGGGCUGUUUUUCUUUAAUUAGUACAUUUUCAGGCUGAUGAUGAAAAAAAAUCAUGCUGCUGGGUUCGUGCUCGCUCCCUUACCUGUAGGGACGGAUAGGUGGCACUUGCUAUAUUUCCUGUAUCACCUGGUGCCAGUCAACAUAAUCCAUCAUAAUGAACCCUUUAGAGAAACGACACUGGUGAUCAGGCAUGACUUGUACCAGCUCAUCACACACACCCACGCACCAGACUCACAAAUGGCAUACCAGAAAUAGCAGAAUUUGGACACUUCCAUUAUUGGGUCAUCACAGUACCUGGAUCUGACUGUCUGCCUUAUCUCCUGCCUGCUGUUAGCUGUGUGCAGCUACAACAUCAUGCUGAAAGAAGACUAACUUAUUAAAAAUCUCUCUGUUCACCUGUGAAAGAAGUAAACCUAAUUUUAACCAGGUCUUAAAGCAUGCCAAGUUAAUAAAGAUCUGCUAGUACUUGCAUGGCAUGCCCUUGGUGAGCUUGUAGAGUAAGGCCUUAAUCCAGUCUGACCUCAGGCUGUGGAACUCUUGCCUUUAUGUUCACCUUCUUUGCUUUUGACCUUCUGGAAUUUGAUCAAGACACAUUUGUUGGGAGGACAUAUGAUGAUUUUAUCUCCUGACAUGUUUAAUCCAUUAGUACUGCUCCUGUGAUUUUUACUGAUUAUUUUAAAUCAUAUUGGCUGCUGUUUUAUGAACUGUUUUUAUUAUUGCUAUUUUAACAGAACAGCUAAAAAUAAAGAAUCUGUUUUUCUUU
Molecule: messenger RNA, 2612 nt
Organism: Eublepharis macularius
Lineage: Eukaryota; Metazoa; Chordata; Lepidosauria; Squamata; Eublepharidae
Gene: SIAE
Product: sialic acid acetylesterase
Exons: 11
Coding region: 208-1749 (513 amino acids)
Biological process (GO): carbohydrate metabolic process
Molecular function (GO): sialate O-acetylesterase activity
Source: RefSeq, a predicted model, not a curated record